Messenger RNA from Peronospora matthiolae, 234 nucleotides. The record is from the annotation of a GenBank genome assembly. Lineage: Eukaryota; Oomycota; Peronosporomycetes; Peronosporales; Peronosporaceae.
AUGCAAAUCCAGAUCAAGACACUCACGGGUCGAAAACAGACGUUCAACUUUGAACCGGACAACACGAUUUUGCACGUGAAGCAAGCUUUGCAAGAGAAGGAGGGCAUUCAAGUGGACCAGAUCCGGCUCAUUUACAGUGGCAAACAGCUAGCGGAUGACAAGACGCUGCAAGAUUACAAUGUCGAACCCGGUGGUACCAUCCAUAUGGUGCUACAGCUGCGUGGCGGACGCUAG